AUGUCAGGACAGUACUGGUUUCCAAAUAUGCCAAUACCAGAGAUUAUGACAGCCCUAUCAGAAUGGGGCUUGAACGUCAGCAACGAGCAACUCGUCAGGCCCUCCUCUGAUUUUGUUACUGGCGUAUACAACGCCUGCUUGGAGCAAGUCACGUCCAUAUCUCCAAACGUGCUUCACAAACCAACCCAACGCGCUCUAUCCUCCCUUGAUGAUGCUAACCCUGAUCUUUACAACAACGCUAUCUCACACAAUAUCAUGCUCUACCACCUAACCCGAUUCGCUACUUCUGCACGCAUUAUGGACUUCAGCUCACGAGACCUGUCCGCACCAGAGCCGGAGCGUACACGCUUCAUUCUCUCAGCGUUUAUUAACUUUGUCAAGUUCGCGGAGCAAUGUACCACAUUUAUUAGCAACGUCAGAGAAAAGUCUGCACAGGUCAUAGAAGAGCGCGAACAAGCUAUUCAGGAACUCUCAGAAGUUCAGCACAAUCUCGCAGUGCUCAAGGCACAACGUGCAAAGGACGAGCCAAAAUGCGAACAACUCAAGGAAGAGAAUGCGGCUAUGACCACCCAACUCCUUGCAGCAAAAGAGGUUCACACAGGACUCACCAAGGAGAUCGAGAGUCUAAAGAUUGAGAGGGCGCAUCUCCAAGCUCGAAACGAAACUGUCAACUCGGAAUCUACUCUCCUAAUGGACAACAAUUCCCGUACCAGAUCACGUAUUGUGCAAUCUCCAGAGCGUAUCAGGCGCAAUAUCAUGACUAUGGGGACUACGGCUAUUGAAGACAAAAAGACGGUUGCAUUGCAUGAAGCAAAGGCGCGAGACCUACAGGCCAAAAUUUCGACGCUCGUCAAUAUCGAAAAGCUGCAAACGACAGAGAAGGAAGUGCAGCUCCUCGAAGGAUCACAAAAGGAGCUCGCAGAACUCAAAGACAGCCUGGAGUAUAAGAAAGUCGAACGCGGCGAGCUGCAGAAGAAAACUGAGCGAGUACACAAGCAACUUGGAAACGCGCAGGAGAAGCUUGAAAGAGCGCAGAGACACGCAGAAGAGAAGCGACAGGCCAGCCAACAGACGGUUGAGCGCCUCCAACGAGAUUACGAGAAGAUGGACGUUGAACGGCGAGAAAAUGACAAGCAGGUGGAGGAACUCCGGAUGGAAGCGGGCGGCAUAGAAACAAAGUCCUUCGCAGAUGACAGAGCAUCUGAAGAAGAGUGA
This is a messenger RNA of Suillus bovinus, 1215 nucleotides long. Its product is annotated as Nuf2 family-domain-containing protein. The record is from RefSeq and is a predicted model, not a curated record. Gene Ontology annotation, cellular component: Ndc80 complex; kinetochore. Gene Ontology annotation, molecular function: protein-containing complex binding. Gene Ontology annotation, biological process: kinetochore organization; attachment of mitotic spindle microtubules to kinetochore; mitotic spindle organization. Lineage: Eukaryota; Fungi; Basidiomycota; Agaricomycetes; Boletales; Suillaceae. Bases 1 to 1215 code for a protein of 404 amino acids. The transcript has 7 exons.